Messenger RNA from Rotaria sp. Silwood1, 2316 nucleotides. NCBI's taxonomy places the organism in Eukaryota, Metazoa, Rotifera, Eurotatoria, Philodinida, Philodinidae. The record is from the annotation of a GenBank genome assembly.
AUGUAUUUCGAUGAUCGAGAAGUAGCUCUAUAUGCACUACGUUGUCAUUUGGAAUUAUUAACUCAUUUUUCAUUAACAUCAAACGGUAGACGCUAUUUCAUUCAAAAUGACAUUAUCGAUCAAUUAAUUAAUAUCUUAACUCAAGAUGCAUUAUUUGAAAAUGCUUGCGAAAAUGAAGAACUCUUUUAUGCAGAUGUAGCAGUUAUUGCUUUUGCUCUGCUGCUAUUAUGCAAUCUAGCUUACGAAAAACAAUUCUUUUCCAUAUUAAAGAAAAAAGAUUUUCAAUACAUUUAUUCGAAAUUGGCAUCUGCAAAAGAUCCUACGAUAAAAUUUGCUCAUCAAACUUUAUCAGCGAUUUUAAGUCAAGACAAAAUUAGUGAGGCAAACGAACCAAUGAAUUUGAAAAAGAGGUUAGCCGAGGAUUUGGAGAAACAUAUUGUUGAAAAACAACUUAAAGAAAAAUCAGGCUUUGCAAAAACUCUUGCAGAAGAAGCUCCUCAGGUCAAACUUCGUUUCAUCAAUGAUACAUUUCUGAAUAAUUUACAGCGGGAAAUCGAACAUUUAUCAACAACAGAAUAUGAUUCAAACAAAUUGAAGUACAAAAACGCUGGACGACGUGUUCGAGUUGUAGCCGCACAGGAAACGAGCGAAGUUGAACCACUCUUAGAUCCAAUAAUAAAAUGUUUAGAAUCAAAUUUCUAUCUUAAAGUUUACGAGAAUAUUGAUCUUAGUCAAACAAAAGCUAAAUCCGGAGUUGUAUCUAACAAUCGUUGUCUUGCAGCGAAACAUUUAUUUUUCAUGCGUGAAUGUCCAGAAUUUCUUAUUCGACAUGAUUAUAAACGAAGAAAAGAUAUAGCCAAUACACUGGGUAGAACAAUGUUGGAAAAUACUGAAACAAUAUUCAAACAACAUCUAUCGAUUCUGAUUGGAGAUGAAGGAAAACAAAAUAUUGACGAUACAAGAGCAGUAUGCAUCACAGCAUUAAGUUAUCAUAUCAAAUUGUUAAAUCAUUUUGCAUUAAUACGAUCAAUACGAAAAGAAAUAUUAUCAUUACCAAUUGUUAAUCAAAUACUCUCAGUAUUAGAAGAUCAAUCCUUGUUAGAUACUCGUGGUCGUAUUGAUGAUGCCAAGAUUGGAAUGGUUGCACAAUCUUUAACAUUAUUGUAUAACCUCGGAGUCGAACCUGAAAUACUUACGACGUUUAAAGCGAAGAAUUUGUCGAACAUUUGUUUGAAACUACGUGUUGUUAAAGACAAAAUUAUACAUUUAAUGUCUCAAAUGUUAUUAAUAAUGCUAGACAAAAAUACUUUCGAAGACAUUUAUGAACCGCAUUUGUUAUCAAAAACUUGUAUAGAAUAUAUUGAGUGGUCUUUAAGAGAACCUAGACAAGUAUAUCAAGGUAUAAAGUUACAUCAUCUAUUAAAACAUCUUGAAAUUCUUGCUCAAAAUGACACAUUCAAUGAAUGUCUAGCCGAAGAAAAACAAGGAAUUCCCGUUGUAACAAAAUGCGUUUGUGUUCUUAAACCACCAGAGAAAAAUCCAGAACGGAGACGAUUUGACAAUGUAAAUCCAGAGACCAAAUCCUCAUCAGAUGAGGACCGAAAAGAAAUAUUACAGCAAAUACAAAAAUCGGCUGUGUUUAUUAUUUGGAAACUUUCAUUUUAUGGACCGAAAACAAUUACAAAGUUAAAGUCGAAUGAUUUGUUUAUUGAGCAAAUUCUAACACUUUUAAAUGGAACUUCGAAAAAAUCUCGACAAAACGCAAAAGCUAUUAUAUGGAGAUUAGGUAAUGAAAAAAGAAUACGUUUGGAAUUAGCCAAAAAAGAAAAGACUCAAUUAGCAGAUCAAGACGACAUUAAAGAUCUCGAUCAGUUGAUUUCAACUGAUGAAUGGGAUGAAUCGGUUCCUUACGAUAUAGUUUUGAGUUAUAGUAAUAAUGUCAAUGAUAAAAUUUUAACUGAUAAGAUUUGUAAACGUCUUGUAUCAAGAGGUUAUCAAAUAUAUAGUGAAAAACAAGGUGCGCAUCGAUUACAACGUAUAGAAAAAGCAGUCGAAAAACAAAAACCUAUUCUUGUUUGCUUAUCAUCAGCAUAUCGUACAUCAAAGAUGUGUAUGGCCGAACUCGAACAUGCUGUUAAACAAAGAAGUUCAGUUAUCCCAGUUAUUGUCGAAGCAAAUUAUAAAAUACAAGGAUGGCUACAACAUAUUCUUAAAGGAAAAAAACCUAUUGAUUUAACAAGUUUGGUCACGAAGAAGUUUAAUGAAGAACUCUUAAAAUUAUUUGAAGAAAUCGAGAAAACAAAAAGUUCCGAUUAG